AUGCUGGAGCUGGUGAUUCAGCUGGAUGGCUUCAGCAGUGACGACAGAAUCAAGGUGGUGGCAGCCACCAACCGAGCUGACUUCCUGGACCCGGCUCUCAUGCGCUCGGGGCGACUCGCCCUUCCUGCCCUCUCACCUCUCACCCCACUCACACCGUGUCAGGUGGUGGCAGCCACCAACAGAGCCGACAUCCUCGACCCCGCCCUCAUGCGCUCGGGGCGGCUGGACAGGAAGAUCACACAUCCCACAUCCCACCGAGGAGGCUCGGGCUCGCAUCCUGCAGGUGAGGCGCGUGCAAGGGCUCUCAUGCUUGCUGCAGGUGAAGGGAGCUCACGGACAGAGUCAAUAGCUGGUGGAGGUGGUGGUGCUACCAAUGACACACACGGAGCGGUCCGCGUCACUAGGCAUCAAGCCUCCUCUCUCCCUUCUCGCUCCGCUCCCUCUGCCCACCUCCCUUCUGCACCUCCCCCAAUCAACCUCUGGUCCCUAUCAUCCCUCUUCCGCCCCUCCCUCUCCCUCUUGCACUGCAUCCCAUGCGCAGAUCCAAGAGCUGGUGGAAGCAGUGGUGCUAUCCAAAAGCUGGUGGAGGCAGUGGUACUGCCGAUGACGCACAAGGAGCACUUUGUGUCACUAGGCAUCAAGCCGCCCAAGGGGGUACUGCUGUACGGCCCUCCCGGCACCGGCAAGACGCUCAUUGCGAGGGCGUGUGCCGCUCAGACCAACGCCACCUUCCUUAAGCUGGCUGGACCGCAGCUGGUUCAGGUGAGGUGGAGUGGAGUGCGGGCGUGUGCUGCUCAGACCAACGCCACGUUCCUUAAGCUGGCAGGCCCGCAGCUCGUGCAGAUGUUCGUAGGAGACGGGGCGAAGCUAGUGCGGGAUGAGUUUCAGCUGGCAAAGGAGAAGUCGCCGUGCAUCAUCUUCAUUGAUGAAAUCGACGCCAUCGGCACCAAACGAUCUGUUAGUGAAGUGAGUGGGGAUCGUGAGGUGCAGCGAACGAUGCUGGAGCUGCUGAGUCAGCUGGAUGGUUUCAGCAGUGACGACAGAAUUAAGGUCGUGGCAGCCACCAACCGGGCCGACAUCCUCGACCCGGCUCUCAUGCGCUCGGGGCGGCUGGACAGGAAGAUUGAGUUCCCUCACCCCACCGAGGAGGCGCGGGCUUGCAUCCUGCAGAUCCACUCACGGAAAAUGAACCUUCACCCAGAAGGGUGA
Molecule: messenger RNA, 1209 nt
Organism: Closterium sp. Naga37s-1
Lineage: Eukaryota; Viridiplantae; Streptophyta; Zygnematophyceae; Desmidiales; Closteriaceae
Source: the annotation of a GenBank genome assembly